Thalassophryne amazonica is the source of this 6122-nucleotide messenger RNA. Its product is annotated as unconventional myosin-Vb. Gene Ontology annotation, cellular component: cytoplasm; myosin complex; actin cytoskeleton. Gene Ontology annotation, molecular function: microfilament motor activity; actin filament binding; ATP binding. Gene Ontology annotation, biological process: actin filament organization; vesicle transport along actin filament. NCBI's taxonomy places the organism in Eukaryota, Metazoa, Chordata, Actinopteri, Batrachoidiformes, Batrachoididae. The transcript is spliced from 37 exons. Bases 1 to 5490 code for a protein of 1829 amino acids. The record is from RefSeq and is a predicted model, not a curated record.
AUGGGAUUGGCAGUUCCCAUGGCGCGAUGCGGAGCCUGGACAAAGUGCAAACACUGUCACCUGACAACAAAGCAGAGAGGAGGACAGCAGGCGAUAGAAGUCACUCUGUCAGAUGUGACGUCUCCCCUCCGAGCUUCACUGGUUGAGAUGGCGACACUGGAGUUGUACAGAAAGGGGGCAAGUGUGUGGAUUCCUGACCCAGAUGCGGUUUGGGUCUCGGCCAAGCUAUGUCAGGACUACAGUCCUGCAAAGAGCCAGCUCCGCUUGCAGCUCUCAGACGGCAGGGAAGUACAUUACCCAGUGGUGUCUCUGUCCGAUCUGCCUCCACUGGGGAACCCUGACAUACUGGAGGGGGAGAAUGAUCUGACUGCCCUCAGCUUCCUGCAUGAGCCCGCCGUCUUGCACAACCUCAAGGUUCGAUUCCUGGACUACAGCAGCAUCUACACCUACUGUGGUAUCAUGCUGGUGGCCAUCAACCCUUAUGACGAGCUGCCCAUAUAUGGUGAGGAGGUGAUUGAUGCCUACAGCGGCCAGGACAUGGCCGACAUGGAACCUCACAUAUUUGCUGUGGCCGAAGAAGCCUAUCGCACCAUGACCAGAGAGGAGAAAAACCAGUCCAUUAUCAUCAGCGGGGAGUCUGGCUCGGGGAAAACCGUCUCGGCUAAAUUCACUAUGCGAUACUUUGCUGUGGUUGGUGGAGCUGCGAGGCAGACCAGUGUGGAGGAGAAGGUUCUGGCGUCCAACCCUAUCAUGGAGUCAAUCGGGAAUGCAAAAACCACUCGGAAUGACAACAGCAGUCGGUUUGGCAAAUAUAUUGAGAUCGGCUUUGGUAGAAAGGGGGACAUCAUCGGAGCAAGCAUGAGGACGUAUCUCCUGGAGAAGUCAAGAGUGGUCUUCCAGGCAUCAGCAGAAAGAAACUACCACAUCUUCUACCAACUGUGUGCCUCCAGAGACCUGCCUGAAAUGAGAUCCCUAAAACUGGGUCCACCUGAGUAUUUCCGCUACACCAGCCAGGGAGAAGAGAUGCAGAUACCUGGUACUGAUGAUUUUUUGGACUUCAAGCAGACUCGCAGUGCUUUCAGCAUUCUGGGUGUAGAAAAUGACCAGCAGAUGGAGCUCUUCAGGAUCCUGGCAGCUGUGCUACAUCUGGGGAACGUUGCCAUCCGAGCCAGCGGGAGAAGUUCUGACCGCAGUUAUACUGAUGCAGACGACGGCUCUCUGGCUGUGUUCUCCAAGCUGCUGGGAGUGGACGGCCCUCAGAUGGCCCACUGGCUGUGCCAUCGCAGGCUCACAGUUGGAGGAGAGAUGCUGAUCAAACCCAUGUCCAGUCAGCAGGCAGCAGAAGCCAGGAACGCACUGGCUAAACACAUUUAUGGACAGCUGUUCACGUGGACCGUCCACAGGCUCAACUCAGCUCUGCGCACCCACAGAGACCGAGCCAGAUCCUUCAUAGGGGUGCUGGAUAUCUACGGGUUUGAGACCUUUGAGCAGAACAGUUUCGAGCAGUUCUGUAUAAAUUAUGCUAAUGAAAAACUACAACAGCAGUUCAAUCGGCAUGUAUUCCAGUUGGAGCAGGAGGAGUACAUCCAGGAGGAGCUGGUGUGGAGCAGGAUCGAGUUCAGUGACAAUCAGCAGUGUAUCAGUCUGAUCGAGGGACACCUGGGCCUCUUUGAUCUGUUAGACGAGGAGUGCAGGAUGCCCAAAGGCUCGGAUGAGAGUUGGGUGCUGAAGCUGUAUGAUCAGCAUCUGAACAACAAGCCCCACCCUCACUUUGGGAAGCCCCGCCUAUCCAACAGUGCCUUUGUCGUCCUGCACUUCGCUGACGCGGUUCAGUACGAAUGUCACAGCUUUUUAGACAAGAAUCGAGACACCGUCUUCGAGGAACUCAUUAACAUUCUGAGAGCAAGUCAGUCUGAGCUGGUGGCUGAGUUGUUCCAGCAGGGGACUCUGUCUUCUGUGUCCAACGGAAGUGUUCGCUUUCCGAAAAAAGCCCACAGAGAACAUAAACUGAGUGUAGGCUUCCAGUUCCGUCAGUCUCUCCAGCUGCUCAUGGACACUCUGAACAGCACCACUCCACAUUACGUCCGCUGUAUUAAACCCAAUGACCUCAAAGAGCCGUUCAUGUUUGACCCUCAGAGGACGGUGCAGCAGCUGAGAGCCUGCGGUGUGUUGGAGACCAUUCGGAUCAGUGCUACAGGUUUUCCAUCCAAGUGGACAUAUGAGGAGUUCUUCAGCAGGUACCGUAUUCUGCUUGGCCAACAUCAGACCCACCAGCAGGUCCAGGCUCUGUGCCGGCAGGCUGUGCCUCACCUCAUCCCGGACCCUGAGCAGUACCGCUUUGGAAAGACCAAGGUGUUUCUGCGGGCGGGUCAGGUCGCGAUGCUGGAGAGGCUGAGAGAAGAGAAGCUGCGUGGAGCCGCUGUGACCAUCCAGAGCUGGCUCAGAGGAUGGCUGGCACGGGUCACCUACCAGAGGAGACGCUGUGCGGCCGUCACCAUCCAGAGAUACAGCAGAGGAGCUCUGGCCAGACGGCUAGCACAAACUCUGCGCUACACCAAGGUGGCCAUAAUCCUGCAGAAGACCUAUAGAAUGUUGGUUGUGCGACAGAUGUUCCUCUUGAUUCGUCAGGCCACUGUUACCAUUCAGGCCUUCACCAGGGGUUCAAAGGCACGCCGCAAAUGCAGACAGCUGCUGGCGGAGCGAGCUGCUGUCUUACUUCAGGCGAGAGUGCGUGGCUGGAUGGCACGGCACACGUACAGGCGGGUUCGUGCCGCAGCGGUGUUCAUGCAGUGCUGCGUGCGCCGAAGGGCCGCGAGGAGAGAGUUGGCGAAACUAAAGACAGAGGCCCGCUCGGUGGCCAGAUACAGAGAGCUGAACAAGGGGAUGGAAGUCAAAGUGAUGCAGCUGCAGCUGAGACUUGACCAGGAGGCCAGAGAGAGUGCUGCUUUGAGAGAGACCCUUCGUACAGAACGAGAAGCCAGAGAGGCAGAACUGGAGACCUUGAGAGUGAAAAUCCAGAAGCUAGAAAGCCAGAAACACGUGCAGCUCAUCCCAGUCACACCUGAGAAGGAGGUGGAGGAACGGAGAAGACCUGAGGAGAAGGCUGCUCAGGAAAUCCUUCGGCUCACACAAGAAUUACAAACCCUGCAGAGAGAAAAGGACAGUGUCUGGGAGGAGAAAGAAGAUCUCUCUACUCGCUUGCUUGAAAAGGAAAAAGCACAAGAGGAGUUCGUGCGUCAGGCUGUGACUCUGGCUAACGCAGCGCUGAUGGCGGAGCUGGAAGAGGAGAGGAGAAAGCAUCAGGGAGCUCUGAGAGACCUGACCAGAUCGGAGCAGAGAUAUGACAACCUCAGAGAGAUGACUCUGCUCAGUGAGCAGCACUUUAAGGGCCACAGACGGACAGAUUCCACCCAGAGUCUGAGCCUAGAGCUUCCCUCCACCCGCAUGUUCCCCUCACCCCUGUCAUCUGCUGUCCCGUCUCCUGAGGAGCUCCGCAGGUUCAGCGUGACAUCACCCACGGCGGAGAAAGGCGCCUUUGUCUGGAAAGUUGAAACACCAAUGGACCAGCUGAUGGACAGGAUGGACGUGGCCAAGGACCCGGCCGUGAAGAUGGGAGGGGAGGACCUGGCACAUGCCUACGACGCUGUCCGAGUGGCCAACAAGUUUCUGGAGAAACAGCUGCGUAACCAGCAGCAUCAGUGGGAGGAAGAACUGGACGCUCUGCAGUGCCAGAUCAUUCACACCAGUACUGGUUCUGCCUCUGCAGCAACAACGCAGCAAGCUCUGCAGGAGCUGCUCGCAGCCAGGGAGCACGAGUGUGUGAGACUGAGGAGAGAGCUGAAGGAGCUUCGAGACACAGUCACUCUCAGAAGGAUUGUGACACAAGCAGUUCCCUCCUCACCUUUGACCCCAGAGGGUUUCUCUCCAUCCCUGCCAAAGCAAGCAACCCUCACCGGUUUGCUGGAAUGUAGAAAUAGAGAUGAAAGCAAGCUGAUCAAGAACCUCAUCACAGACGUCCGUGUCGACGUGGCGUUGUCUUUAACUCCGGGCCUGCCUGCCAGUGUGGCUAUGCUGUGCGUACGCCAGGCAGACUGCAUUGGAGACCAAACCCGUGCACGUUCCCUCUGCAGCACCGUUGUCACCGCCAUGAAGGCGGCCCUGAAGAUCCCACCACAACCACCAAAGCCCAUGACCAGGAGACCGCCUGAGCGAGAGCGGGGUCCAUCCCGAGGAGACCACGGCUCCCCAUCCCCCAGCAGCCGCCAGCCCCCCAGUGCCAACAUCCGCGCCCCACCGCAACCAACCAACCACCCACACAAUGGGCUGCAGGAACCCACGCCCCACAGGCCCAGAGAAGGGCCAGGGGACCACGGCAGAACCUGCAAGGGUGUGACACGUGAGGCCAACCCCAAGCAGCUGUCGGAAGGAGAGGAGCGGAAAGGGGAGGAGGCCACCCACACCAGCCCCACCAGGCCCCCAGCCCAACCCCAGAUCCGACGGAGGUGCCAGGGAAACCACAGGACGGGGGGAGGCGGGCAUUCCUGGAGGAGCACCGGAGGCCAAGGAGGACCAAACCAACAUGGGGCACAGGGGCCAGGGAGCCACAGAUGGACGGGCCACCACGCCCGGAGGUCCCCGAACCAGGGAAGUUCAAAGGGUGUGUUUCUGCUGAACACUGACCUGAGUGACUUGUGUCGUCCUCUGAGUGACCUUUGCAUCCAGGCCUAUCAGCAGCUCAUCUUCAUCAUGGAGACACGUUUACAGAACAUGAUAGUUCCCGCCCUGCUGGAGGGUGAGAAUAUCUCAUGGCUGUCUAGCUCUGGGGUGAAGCUCGGAGGGUCCAGGAAGCGAGCUGGAUCAGGCCCCAGGACUGUAGGAGGUGAUGUUCCCACCAUGGCAUCAGUGCUGAGGGAGCUGGGAGCCGUUCACGCUGCCCUUUCCCAUCAGGAUUUGCCCCUGAGCCUGAUGGAGCAGACACUCCGCCAGCUCACCUACUUCAUCUCUGCCUCUGCCCUCAACAGCCUGCUGCUGAGGAAGGACGUGUGCUGCUGGAGUCGAGGGAUGCAGAUACGCUAUAAUGUGAGCCUGCUGGAGGAGUGGCUUCGUAACCGCGGCGUGCAGGCAGGAGGCGCUGUGGCCACGCUGGAGCCGCUGAUCCAGGCCACUCAGCUGCUGCAGCUGGGAAAAAAGACCAAAGCAGAGGCUCAGGCUCUGGUUGACACCUGCACCGCCCUGUCUAGCCAGCAGAUCACCAAGAUUCUCACCCUCUACACGCCCCACAGUGACCUCGAUGAAAAGGUCACCGUGAAUUUCAUCAGGAUUGUCCAGGGACUUCUGAAAGGCCGUUCCACCCGCCAGGCUCCGCUGCUCAUCAUGGAUGCAAGGAGAGUGUUUCCUGUCACGUUCCCAUACACUCCUCCACCUGUGCUCCGCUCCGACCAGCUACACCUCCCAGACUCCCUCAAGAUCUCCUUUUUACGCAGAACUUAAAGGGCAAAUUCUCUUUUUAAAACAACCUUAUUGGUAUUCUAACACUGGGCCUGAUGCAAAAACCACCCGUAGUAACAGAUUUGAUACUGAGCAGCUGGUACAAGUGUUUUUUGAUUAACUUUUUCAUUCUCAGUUUUUGGUAGGUACAAGAAAAAUCUUGAAAGUGGGCCAGACCUGCAAUAGCAGUUAGUCUGCUCUCAGUAAUUCACUGAAUAUUUCAUUUCUUUGAAGCAGUUUUACUUUGAAAAUCCUACAGCAAUUACACAUCACAAUUAUGCUGACGUUAUACAGCUGAACUCUACAUAUUGAAUUGUAGUAUAAUUGUAAAUUUGUUCAGAUAGCCUUACAAUAUCACAAAUAUAUGAUAUGAUGAGUGUAAUUAUCAUUUUCAAAGUCUAGCUGUUGGGAUCAAGGAUCAGCAUUCACUUUCUGAAGUCAGCAAUCAGGUACAAAGCUCCAAGUUCAGCAAUCGAAGACAGAUCAGUGAUAAGGAUCGAAACUCAAUGACCUCACACAACGUUUUGCAAUGUGGAUCAAGGCAAAGGCUAUACGCUCAACCGUUGGGCAGAUAAAAAUAAUGUCCUACCUUAUUCGCCCAACCGUUUGGCAGAUAAGUCAUACAUUGAACGUUA